Messenger RNA from Pterocles gutturalis (yellow-throated sandgrouse), 486 nucleotides. RefSeq names its product lamin tail domain-containing protein 1-like. The annotation marks the transcript as partial. The record is from RefSeq and is a predicted model, not a curated record. The transcript has 4 exons. Gene Ontology annotation, cellular component: nuclear envelope; cytoplasm. Lineage: Eukaryota; Metazoa; Chordata; Aves; Pterocliformes; Pteroclidae.
GAGGCACAAGAUCUUCUUGCCAAGGAGGAAGCACUGAAGGAGGUUCAGGGGAAUUACAUCUUCCUGGAAAGUGAAAUCAAGUCACCCAGAAAUGUGCCUGGAGGAGGAAACAGUGCUAUUGGAAAUUUGAACAUUGCUGAAGUUGAUCCAGGUGGUCGUUUUGUAAAGAUCCUGAACUGUGCUCCUGGAAAAGAAGAAAGCAUUGGAGAUUAUCUCUUGAAGCAGGACAUCCAAGGUCAAGCAGUGGCUGUAUUUCAGUUCCCCCCUGAGACCAGGCUGGGGCCCAACUCCACUUUGACAGUUUGGACAGCAGAUGCUACGGUGCUUCACAAACCUCCCUCGGAUUUUCUUUGGAAGGACCUGCAGAGAUUUAGGACAAGCCUUGAUUGCGCCACCAUUCUCUGUGAGCCUAGCGGUCAAGCCGUGGCUUGGUACACUCCUCUCUACUGGAACAGAACCCAAGGAAGGGAGGAAAAAAAGAGGAAA